Messenger RNA from Chelonoidis abingdonii (Abingdon island giant tortoise), 2273 nucleotides. RefSeq names its product ubiquitin specific peptidase 2 (gene USP2). Gene Ontology annotation, molecular function: cysteine-type deubiquitinase activity. Lineage: Eukaryota; Metazoa; Chordata; Testudines; Testudinidae. The record is from RefSeq and is a predicted model, not a curated record. Gene Ontology annotation, biological process: protein deubiquitination.
GUGAGCCACUGUCCUGCAAGUGAAGGAAAACAAGCAAAGGGAGGAGACGUCCCGGAGUUCCCUCUGCCCCCCAGUCACCAGUCAAUGCCACCGGCGGUGCCCCCGGAGCCCCAGUCUCCAGGAUGUCCCAGCUCUCCUCCCUGCUGAAGCGCUAUGGAGACACCUCCCGCUACCCCACCGCCUCCUACAGUAAAUCCCCCACCAGCUACGGCUCCUACUCCUCCUAUGGCUCUAGCUUCGCCUCCUCUUACCCAGACAAGGACAGGGUCAGCUUCAAGCCGAGCCCCCCCAACAGCUACCUGGCCUCCAGCCGGCUGCGGACCUCGGGCGCCUCACCCAGCAGUAGCUACGAUGUGGGCCGGCUGGCGCUGCGCCCAGAGUCCAGCAUCCGGCUGAGCCCGGGCUAUGGCCACACGCUAGCCAGGCCUCUGGGCAUUGGGGGCCUGAGCGGGGGAGCGUGCUACCCCUACACCGGUACGUCUAUCAGCCCCACCAGCUACAUGGCGACACCGUCCACGCUCAGCCGCAAGAAGUCCAGCAGCCACUUGGACCUGGCACAGGAGUUCGCCAGGCUGCACGCCUCCGAACCCUACCGCCUGGACUCACCCCCCCGCACCCCACUCCUUGCCCGCAACCGCCAGGAGCUCUGCGCCCUGCAGAGCCUGUAUCAGGCUGCCAGCCGCUCCGAGUACGUCAAGGAGUACCUGGAGUCCUGCAGCAGGAAGGGCAGCCGCACCCCCGGCUGCCCCCGCAGUCCCACCCAAGAAGUCAUCACCCCUAUGUUCCGGCCCAGCAGCCGCUGCCCCAGCCAGCCAUGGGAGAGGAGUGAGAGCGGGACGGACUCCCCAGCGAGGGACCCCUCGAACUCCAAGACAGUGCAGGGUCUGACCGGCCUCCGUAACCUUGGAAACACGUGUUUCAUGAACUCGAUCCUGCAGUGUCUGAGCAACACAAAGGAGCUCCGGGACUACUGCUUGCAGAACCAGUACGUGAGGGACCUCAACAGCAACAGCCGUAUGCACACUGCACUGAUGGCAGAGUUUGCAAAGCUGAUCCAGCUGCUCUGGACCUCGUCCCCCAACGAAGCGGUGAGCCCCUCGGAAUUCAAGACCCAGAUCCAGAGAUACGCGCCCCGCUUUGUCGGCUACAACCAGCAGGACGCUCAGGAAUUCCUGCGCUUCCUGCUUGAUGGACUCCACAGCGAGGUGAACCGGGUGCUAGUGCGGCCCAGAUCCAACCUGGACAACCUGGACCACCUGCCCGAUGAUGAAAAAGGGAGGCAGAUGUGGCGGAAAUACCAGGAGAGGGAGGAUAGCCGGAUCGGGGAUCUCUUCGUCGGGCAGCUGAAGAGCUCCCUGACCUGCAGCGAGUGCGGCUACUGCUCCACGGCCUUCGACCCCUUCUGGGAUCUGUCCCUGCCCAUCGCCAAGAAGAGCUACAGCGAGGUGACCCUGUUGGACUGCAUGCGGCUCUUCACCAAGGAGGACGUGCUGGAUGGAGACGAGAAGCCGACGUGCUGCCGCUGCAAAACCAGGACGAGGUGCACAAAGAAGUUCAGCAUCCAGAGGUUCCCAAAGAUCCUGGUGCUUCAUCUGAAGCGUUUCUCCGAGGCCAGAAUACGAACCAGCAAGCUCACCACCUUCAUCAGCUUCCAGCUGAAGGACCUGGACCUGCGGGAGUUUGCCACACAGAGCUGCAACCAUGCCAUUUACAACCUAUACGCUGUCUCAAAUCACUCCGGGACCACCAUUGGGGGGCACUACACAGCCUACUGCAAGAGCCCCAUGUCUGGCGAGUGGCACACUUUCAACGACUCCCGCGUCACCCCGAUGUCCUCGAGCCACGUGCGCAGCAGCGACGCCUACCUGCUCUUCUACGAGCUGGCCAGCCCGUCUUCCCGUAUGUAGCUCCUGCCCCCCCCGGGAGCCUGGCAUGGCCACACCAAGAUGGGGAGACCCAGGACAGCCACGACUAUGGCAGGGAUUUCUAUUAAUCAGUUCGUUUUUUAAAAAAACACAAGACACAAGAGAAACCACCCCUACAACGGGGCCGACACCCUGGCCGGGGGAUAGAUUUCUCCUGCCCGGGGGCCCAUUGCGGCUGAGGCUGAAGACAAGCGGAGCCCAAGGCCAAUCGGUGGCACAGACAGCGGCGAGGAUACCAGCACAUAGGGAGCUGGACAGCUCAGAUGAUUCCUGUUAGGGGCAGGGGUUGGAUUUUUAGCUUGUUUUGCUCUUUUCUUUGGUGUGUAAUAAAUGCCAUGGGGCACAGGA